Rhizopus microsporus ATCC 52813 is the source of this 2666-nucleotide messenger RNA. RefSeq lists its product as uncharacterized. Gene Ontology annotation, biological process: regulation of transcription by RNA polymerase II. The record is from RefSeq and is a predicted model, not a curated record. The coding region runs from base 68 to 2593 and encodes 841 amino acids. Gene Ontology annotation, cellular component: nucleus. The transcript is spliced from 3 exons. NCBI's taxonomy places the organism in Eukaryota, Fungi, Mucoromycota, Mucoromycetes, Mucorales, Rhizopodaceae. Gene Ontology annotation, molecular function: DNA-binding transcription activator activity, RNA polymerase II-specific; RNA polymerase II cis-regulatory region sequence-specific DNA binding.
UUCUUUCUUACAUUUUUUUGUUCUUUUUUGAUUUCGCUGGCGACUAUUAUUAUUAUUAUUAUAUUCUAUGCUUGACAUGUUUACUACUACUACUACCACCAACGCCAAUACCACUUCUAAUAAUAAUAAUAAUAAUGUUAUUAAUACAGCAGAGACAAGAAAGAGAAAGCAAGAGGAGAUGAAUAAAUUGAGUUCAUCUUUACCCAGUUGGACAGACUUUAUUUAUUCUUCACCUUCAUCACCCAACAUAGACAGCCUAUUUGAUCAUCAUUCAUUUCUACAUAAUGUUGAACCCACAUCCGGAACAAAUUCUCGUCGUCAUUCAGUAGCAGUCGGAGAAAUGGAUUAUCAUUCAUUCGACUUCAAUCUACUAUCUACUCAACUUGAGGAGGCACAAUCAGUAAGGCCAACUCAUAAACGCACCAUGUCAUUAAGAGAAGAAGAUUAUGCAACAACCCCCUUAUUUUCCCCUAGUUUUCUUGAUACAUUGAUGAAUGAUCAUCCUACAAGACCAAGAGAACUAUCCGUAGAUAGUAGUAUCAUUUCUGACUUUUCUCUUAAUGAUGAUAUAUUUAAAUUUAAUACAAAUGGCUUUCAUCAAACGAUCACUCCUUCUGCUAUCAUCUCAAACGAGAUUAGUACCAUGGCUGACUGGCUACUCGAGCAGCAACAACAACAGCUACCUCAAGAAGAUAAACAACAUAAAAGACAAAGACGUUCUACUGACUCCCCUCUCGGCUCCUCCUCUUCCGCUUCCUCUUCUUCUCCUCCUAUCACACCAAUGCAGCAGGUCUCAUUGGGAUUCGAACCUAUUCACCAGUUGGACGACAUCAAGGAUACUUCUUCCCUUCAGCCUCUCAUCCAAAACUACCUACUUCAAAAGCAUCAAGAUUAUAUUCCCGGUGAAAGAACGAUCAUGAUCUUAACAAGUAAAGUUGCUCAAAAGAGUUAUGGCACUGAAAAGAGAUUCUUAUGUCCUCCACCCGCAACAAUCAUGAAAGGCGCUAAUUGGUGGACGUCGGACAAAAUGGCCGACAAGAACCAAGCUUCUUACUUUCAUUCUCAGAUAAAUACAGCACCUAAACUAACGAUUCAAAUAUCCGGUGAAGCGAUCCAACAGUCUGGAGUCAUCGAAUGGCAAACCUCUUCAGGCGCCAUUAUUGAUAGCAAAAUGGCUGCAGCAAGCACUCAUGUCUUUGGACGAUGUGUCUCUAAGCAACUGUAUAUAAAUGAUGCUGACGAAAAGAGAAAGCGAGUGGAAGUAUUGGCAAAGGUUCAACUUGGAAAUGGUUUGCAUCUCGGUACGUUUCAGAGUAAAGGCAUCAAGGUGAUCAGUAAGCCAUCCAAGAAGAGACAGAGUGUUAAGAAUAUGGAAUUAUGCAUCCAUCAUGGUACAACUAUUUCUUUAUUUAAUCGCAUCCGGUCACAAACUGUAUCUACUAAAUAUCUUGGUGUAUCAACAACUGCGUCCAAUAAUUCAGACGGUAACAGUAGCAAUAAUAAUGGUACUUGCUUCGUCUCUCGCACAGGUGCUUGGGAUCCCUUCGUCAUAUGGAUUGUUGACACAUCCUGUUCAUCUGAUAAUGUCACAUCCCGUCCAAAGCAUAAUCCUCUCAAUCCCAGCUACCCUCCUCCUCCUGCCAUUGCUUUGCAGUCAUCCACCCCUCUUGCUAUUCAUUACAACCAACCUGUCGUCUUACAGUGUGUUACAACUGGCUUGGUCAGCCCAGUGAUGAUUAUACGUAAAGUGGAUAAGCAAAGUUUGGUUUUAGGCGGCAAUCGUGUGGAUGACCUUGGUUACAACAAAACAUUAGGUGGUGAAUGUGGGGAUGAAACACUUGGUGAUCCUGUCUCUCAGCUGCAUAAAGUCGCAUUCCAAAUUGUCCAAGAUCCUUCCUUCCAUCAAAGCGGGAUAAAGCAGGAUAUCGACAUCGGUCACUGGAAGAUUCCUCAAUCAAGUCACCCGGUUACUUACUUGGCCUGUUUGAAUGACGUUGUGGGUAUGCACAAGACAACUUCAACUCGUAAUCUUGUUCCUGCAUGCCAUACUCAAGAACAACAACAAUCAUCUACUACGACAGAAACAGCAUCUUGGCCAGAUAUCCUUCAGGAAAAGGAACCUCGUAGACGAUUGAGUAAUGGAGAAAGUAAAGCACGUCGUGGAAGUGUUGGAAGAGGUAACAAUGUAGAUCCUACUGGACUUGAAGGCGCAUGUUGGACAGAAGAUGUCUCUGAUGCAGCAGUGUGGACAAUUGUUGGUACAGAUUGUGCAAGCUAUACCUUUUGGACACCAGAUGAACAUAUGCCCUCAUCCAUCACACCUUUUCCUAUCAUCCAAGACAUCUCAAAGCAACAGAGUCGAUUGACAUUGACAGGAGAAAACUUUAGUCGAGACAUUGAAGUCUGGUUUGGUGACAUGAAAUCACCUCAAACAGAUUAUGCCUCACACAAUGCAAUUCAUUGUAAAAUUCCUGAUAAUCUUUCAAACAGUCCAACCAUUGAAGAAGUAGAUCACAUGACUAAAAAGAUACCUUUACUCUUUGUUCGUGGUAAUGGUGUUGUCUAUAGAACGAACUUUUAUUAUACUUUAUGAUUUAUGUACUUUUAUGAUGUUGGUUUAUGUAUUUUAUGUAUUUUUAUGCUGCAUUUCUAUUUUUGUAAUAAAU